AUGAUGGAGAACAGCAGCGGCGAUGCCCAGCCGCAUUUGACGGGUUUGCCGCCACUGCCAAAAAGUCUGAGUGCCGCCACGGCGGCUCCUGUGGCCAUUGGCCCGCAUCCACGCACAGGAUCGCCAGCGUCCAGUGUUUCCGCUCUGACCGCAGCCGCCGGAGAACUUUACUUGGGCCCCUCCACCUCCUCAUCGGCAGCAGCGGCCAGGAAUCGCAGCUACAACGGACACGGGCAUAGCCAGCGACAUGGCAGCCUCUCCUCCACACAGGAGUCUCUCAGCGAUCGGGAGUCCGUGCACAGUCGCGCCUCCAGCACACACAGCGCUGGGGCGGGUCACACGCCCACCAACAGCUCGAGCAGCACUGCAGCCACCUCGUCCACUAUCGACAACCAGCUGGCCAUCUUGCGAAGGGAAAUGUAUGGCUUGAGGCAGUUGGAUCUUUCGUUGCUGUCGCAGCUGUGGGCGCUCAACGAGUCGAUACAGGGAUUUCGGGUGUUCCUUCAGGAGCAGGACGCUCUUUCGCCGCCCUCGAGAUCUCGCACGCCUUCGGAUGCGAAUUCUUUGAGCUCCGACGAGGAGGACGAUGGCUCCUAUGCGCCAGUGGCCUUGCCCAAGAUGACGGACGCUCCUGGAGGUGGUAGUGCGGGUGUGGUGAGCUCCAGGGCCAUAUCCUCGCCGGCAGCCAGUGGGGGACUGCCCACCAAACUGGCCACGGGUUCGACCACAUCACAUGCCUCGACCAGCUCGACUUCGGGAACCUCGGGCUCAUCCUCAGCUGCCUCCUCAAUGGGCAAACAUCAACAAAUGCAGCAGCAACAGCAACAACAGCAGGCGGCUUCCCAUUACCAUCAAAGGCCAGAGCCACCACCCGCACCGCCAGCACAGCAUAAGGCGCAUCCACAGCUGCCGAGAAUCCUGCAGCAGCGCAUGCGACAGGCUCCGCCUCCACCGCCACCCACUAGGCAAAAGGGGGGCAGCAGCAGUAGCCACAGCAUUAGCAGCAGCAACCACAGCAUCAGCAGCGUCACCCAGCCGCAUCCACAUCCACACCAACACGCCCAUCACUCGCGGCCCGUAUGACAAAACCCGUUCUUGGACUAAGCCAAGUUCAAGAACAGAAGCAGAUUUAAAAAGCAGCCGCUGCCAACACUUCGGAAAGGGUCAAUUAGACGACAUUUCUUAAAGAGUCAAUUCAAAUUCAAGUGCAGAAAGAUCACACUCACUCUGUCAACACUCUCAUCUCAUAAAGCUUGCCAUGUCCUCAUUCUUGAUAUUGAAACACGAAACAUAUGAACGGUUUAUAAAUGUUUUUUGCGAAACGAUGAAAAUGUCUUUGAAUGUAAGCGUACCACUUUUCACGUUUAAUAUUAAAUAAUAAACACAAGAAAUUUGUAUUCAAUAAUAAUCGCUAAGUAGUAAAGGAUAAGAUCCUUAUAUGCAUCUAUGUAUUACUCAAAUUGUAUAAACAUAAAUUUAAAAUGCUUGAAAUUCCGCAUCGAAUUCAUAGAUCUAGUUCUAUUAUUUGCGUUGACUCUGAAAUGUUUUGUUAGAAUGCAUACUAUCCUACAAAAACUAAAUCAAAUUGUUCCAACUCAUGUAGCACUAACCAAAACUAAACUCUUGGCCUAAACAUAUGAAUAUCUGGAUUGAUUUUAUAGCCCUGUUAAGUCUUAGUUUCCUAAGGGGAAUCGAACGAAAAAUUAUAUUAUACGAACAUGUAUCUGCAUCUCAAAGCGAAACCUAGCUGAUCUUACUGUUAGUCCAAUAAUCCUAUCAUUAACACUCCAAAAUCUAGGCAUAUAUAUGUAAAGCUCAAGUAUUGGAGCGAAUCCCCCGAGCAGUUAUACAGUGCGUUUCAGAACUGUAAGUCAGUUGCAUACAAGUUCCAUUAAAAAUGCUGUAAAGUUGAAUUCAAGAGAAAGUCAGUGUAGGAAGUAUAACGAUUCUCGAUUGGAGUUUUCCGUAUAUUUUAAAAUAUUUGUAUUUAUUUAAUGGACACGGUUUUAGAUAACUAUAUUAAAUAAUGUCCAACUGUCCUAUAGCUUUGGAACGCAUUGUAUUUAAUAUUUAUAUACAAAAUACAUAUACAAUUUUUACCACGUAA
Messenger RNA from Drosophila rhopaloa, 2107 nucleotides. RefSeq names its product signal element on autosome protein 2 (gene lmgB). The coding region runs from base 1 to 1083 and encodes 360 amino acids. The record is from RefSeq and is a predicted model, not a curated record. Lineage: Eukaryota; Metazoa; Arthropoda; Insecta; Diptera; Drosophilidae. The transcript has a single exon.